AACAGAAGGAGCUUGGCUGUUCCUGGAGACGUGUUGCACUUCACUCAUUUGUACCCGCUCAGUGGUGAAUUUGCAGUCAAGUUAAUGCCAAAAUUUUCAAGUCAUGAGGAUCUUGGACUAUCCCUCAUGGGCAGAUAGACAAGCAAAAGCAGUUAUCUUCUCACAAGCCUUCCUUCUGUGUAGAGAUUUACAAAAUGGUUUCCAUCACAACUGAAAAUGUUACACAACUUUACAACAUCCCAGCCACCCAGGAGCUCACAGUCAGUCCACCAAAUUUCCACAAUAAUUCAGGAGUGCAUCAGCUGAUUCAAUAUGAAUGUAUUAAUCCAGAUGUAUGGAAAUGGCUACAGGAUUUUCAGCCUGGAUUCCUCUGGUUUAUAUUCAUUCUGGGAGCAAUAGAAAAUUCCUUUGUCCUCAUUGUCCUAUGUUUCCACAAGAGUCGCUGCACAGUGGCCGAAAUUUACCUAGCAAACAUGGCAUUUGCUGACCUAAUGUUAGUCUGUGCUUUACCUUUCUGGGCCAUUAAUAUUUCUAAUAACUUUCAAUGGCCUUUUGGCCUGUUCCUCUGUAAAGCUGUCAACAUAAUGAGUAACAUGAACUUUUAUUCUAGCAUUUAUUUCCUGACACUAGUGAGCAUCGACCGCUAUCUGGCCUUGGUGAAAACCAUGUCUCUUGGACGGAUGCGACGAACUGUCUGUGCCAAAUGGAAUAGCUUUGUCGUCUGGACAUGUGCGUUGCUCAUAUGUUCACCUACAAUGGUGUUCCGAAAUUUACAGUAUUACAAAGGAUACAACAUCACAGCCUGCGUUCUUGUUUACCCAGCCAGCUACUGGGAGCCUGCAAACAACUCUUUGCUGAACAUUGUGGGCUUUGUGAUCCCACUCUGUGUGAUUACCUACUGCAGUAUACAAAUCAUCAAAGCCUUACAAAGUAGUGAGCUACAAAAAAUGAAGUUAGUCCAGACAGAAAGGAGAGCCACCAUGCUGGUCCUUGCUGUGCUCUUGCUGUUCAUCAUUUGCUGGCUUCCGUUCCAGAUCAGCACGUUCAUCGACACAAUCCGUUACCUCGCACCCACUUUCAUAUGCCUGGAAGAAAUCAAUGACAUAUUGACCCAAGUAGCUACAUACUGUGCCUUUAGCAACAGCUGUCUGAACCCAGUCCUGUAUGUAAUUGUUGGGAAGCACUUCCAGAAGAAGGCUGUGGAAUUCUACAAGGACUUGUUCCCAAAGAGGUGUAGAAAAUCACAGUCUGUGCAAAUGGAAAACUCCCUGGACACUUUAAGAACUUCCAUUUCAAGUGAAUACCCAAGGAAAAAGUCUGUUUUCCCAUUACCACGAUAGCACAAUUUGCUCAUUACAGGAAAAAAGCCUUCUAACAUAUCAGUCUCCACUAAUAUCCAUCUGCUACCGAUUCACAGAAUAAACGUGGUAGUAUUCAUCAUUUGGGGGAAACCAACAGUUUGACCUUAAUGGAAACUCCAUAGAGAGACCUGUUUCUAACGUUAUUGGGUGUUUUUCAUGAUUGAAUCCUACUUUGUAGCAUACUUAGAUUUUCAUGGCUGAAUAAUAUUUGAGGCAUGUGUCAUUUGAAAUGUUCGCAUUUCUAAGGUGUGCAUACAUGUACAUACAGUUCUCUGAAUAGAACCCCAGUAUAGAAGCUAUUGUCAGGAUUGUGCAACUACUUAUGGUACCCAUACAGUUUGUUAGACUAGAUUUUGACAGAAGGGACUUGUAUUUGAUUAAGUUCUGGUAAAUGAAUCCUGUAGGACUAUUAUUCAAAUGGAUUUUCAGGUGUGGCCAUCUUCUGGGCUUUUACUUUCUCUGUUCAGUCAUCCAAAUCUAUUUUGAUUGUUUGAUUGACAAGCUGUGCCUUUUUGCAGCUUCUCUGCCCCUGCUAGUUACAGGUUUACAUCAGCUUGUAUGUACAGAAAGUAGCUCAAAAAAGGUAAAGUGGUAGUGGAAGGAAAGCUGCAGCCAGCUGCAUGAAGUUAGCUGAGUUUUCUUUGUAGCAGGAGAUUCUUUACCCCUUCCGCAUUGGGGUAAAAGCUUUCACUUAAUCCUUUUGAGUUACAUUCAUAGCUACACUUCAGCUCAGAGACUUAGUUUUUAAUAGUCAUAAAGCAUAAUUAAUAUUUGUAAUGUUAUUUAAUGGAAGUAUAAAAGCUCAGCACAACUCGUGUGAUCUCACAAGUAGAAGAAACUGAAAAUAUGGAGAGCAUCACCUAACUGCCUUAGAAAUUUAACUGAAGCUAAUAGGAGUCUUGAAAGUUUGGAGUAUUCAAGAAUGGCCUUUUCAGACUCUAAUAAUACCUACAUUUUAUUUGUAGAGUUAAUCUGAGUGAUUUUAAUACAAGAUAGCUUUUCCCCAAUUGGACUGGAUUUAUGAUCUAAGUUGAGUUUACACAGACGAUAAACUCAUAGUGUACUGAAUUGUCAGUAUGCACUUUUACCUCUAGGAACCUUGAUUGAAAACUGAGUUGAAGAUGAUCAGCAAUCUUCUGAAACUAACAGAGCCUUUGUUCUUUUCAAAGCACUUAAGGUUACAGCCUUAAAACCACCAAAGGAAAUGGGAGUUUGGUGACAUAAACUCAGACGGUGACUGCAUGGUCUUUAUUCAUCAGAGCUAGAAUGGAGCAAAAAAUUUCCAUUUAAGAUGGGAAAUUUGUAUUAAACCUUCAAAUAAUUAAACCCAAAAAUGCUUUAGAAGUGUGUGGAUGUGCUAUAAAAACCAUGAGAUUUAGAUCAUUGUAGAUGAUUUAUAGACAAUUUCCAUAGGUUUUCUGUAAUAAUCUAGUAUAAUCCUAUGUCAUAAAUACUUUUAUUGUUCAUUCUUUAUAUUGUCCAAGACACCUAUGAUGAAACUCUGCAAGUCUUUCUGCUAUCACCAGUGUUAUCAAUACUGUCUUGUUCAUGAGCAUGCUGUUCACACAACCAUUAAAUAAAAGGAACUCCAUACAGAGGUUAUGGAGGCAAUGGAAGAGAUUUUUGAGUAUUUGGUACUGAGAAGUAAAAUAUAAAAAUGUUAUUAUAUUAAUAUGACAUUAAUUUAAAUCAUGUAAAUAUAUAGACACAUUAUUGUGCUAUGCAGUAAGCAUGUACAAUGGAAA
Messenger RNA from Harpia harpyja (harpy eagle), 3106 nucleotides. RefSeq names its product bradykinin receptor B2 (gene BDKRB2). The transcript has 3 exons. Gene Ontology annotation, cellular component: membrane. The coding region runs from base 195 to 1340 and encodes 381 amino acids. NCBI's taxonomy places the organism in Eukaryota, Metazoa, Chordata, Aves, Accipitriformes, Accipitridae. Gene Ontology annotation, molecular function: bradykinin receptor activity. Gene Ontology annotation, biological process: smooth muscle contraction; vasoconstriction; G protein-coupled receptor signaling pathway. The record is from RefSeq and is a predicted model, not a curated record.